Molecule: messenger RNA, 456 nt
Organism: Striga asiatica
Lineage: Eukaryota; Viridiplantae; Streptophyta; Magnoliopsida; Lamiales; Orobanchaceae
Source: the annotation of a GenBank genome assembly
AUGGAAGGGAUGGCGCCCACGCCAAGCAUGAGUCGCCAACCGAUGUGGGACGGGAGCUUGGAAAAGCCGAAGUUGGAGACGAAAAGAAGUGAGAAAUCCGCGGGACGAAGCAGGAGCCACCUCAGCAGUGUAGACAGGGGCUAUCAUGAGAGCAUAUCCGACCCCUAUGCCGGCCACAAACCGACCGACCAUGAGGAAGGCGUAAUUUGUGGCGAACCCCAUAAGAAGGGCUCCACAGAAGAAAAUUGCACCGGCAAACACAAUAGUGUAGCGGCGGCCAAUCCAGCGGGUCAAAAUGGUUUUGGUGGGGAAAGGCCUGGUAUUUCGCAGGUUUCCCUUCAGCCAUGGGAGAGAAAAACUGAAUAUGAGAGGAGAAGGAAGAGAGUUUGGAAUACUGAGAGUGUAGCGCAAAUGAGUAGAACUUGGCUUUGCAGAGGAGAAAGAUGGAGGAACUAA